Molecule: messenger RNA, 2430 nt
Organism: Aspergillus ochraceoroseus IBT 24754
Lineage: Eukaryota; Fungi; Ascomycota; Eurotiomycetes; Eurotiales; Aspergillaceae
Exons: 5
Coding region: 1-2430 (809 amino acids)
Biological process (GO): xyloglucan metabolic process
Cellular component (GO): extracellular region
Molecular function (GO): protein binding; cellulose binding
Source: RefSeq, a predicted model, not a curated record
AUGUGGAACAGUAAGGGUGUCGCCCUUUUGGGCCUAGGAUUUCUUGUGGAUUCUGCCUACGCUGCAGCAUCUCAAUCCUACACUUGGAAGAAUGUCAUUACUGGUGGAGAUAUUAAUGAGUUAUCCACAGGCGGCGGAGGCUUUGUACCUGGCAUUGUUUUCAAUCCAUCUGAAAAAGGACUAGCAUAUGCUCGUACUGAUAUUGGAGGGGCAUAUCGUCUAAACUCAGAUGAUACAUGGACUCCGUUGCAAGACUUUGUGAAUAACAGCAACUGGAAUCACUGGGGCGUAGAUGCACUUGCUACAGACCCGGUCGACACGGGUCGGCUGUACCUAGCAGUGGGCAUGUACACAAAUGACUGGGAUCCCAAUAAUGGAGCCAUUAUGCAAUCAACAGACAAAGGCGCAACCUGGACCCAGUCAGCUUUACCAUUCAAAGUUGGCGGAAACAUGCCAGGACGGGGUAUGGGCGAGGUAACAGUGAUUCGAUUGGCCUGGAAUCAGACUAAUAUGCCACAAGGCACGUACUUUCAAAAUGCAAGCUCAUCAUAUACUUCCGAUCCCGUCGGAAUUGCUUGGGUGACCUUCGAUGCAACAUCAGGUAGUCACGGAUCUGCCACCCCUCGGAUCUUUGUUGAGGCAGGGGCGUGGGUAUCCGGUGAACCCAUGUACGGCUUCCUGCCGCACAAGGGGGUUCUUUCUCCUUUUGAGAAGACCCUUUAUAUCUCCUACUCCAACGGUGCCGGUCCGUACGACGGAACAAAUGGCACAGUUCACAAGUAUAAUAUUUCAUCCGGCGUGUGGACUGAUAUUAGCCCAACAUCUAUAGCAAGCACAUACUACGGCUAUGGGGGUCUCGCAGUUGAUUUGCAGGUUCCCGGAACCAUCAUGGUGGCUGCUCUUAACAGCUGGUGGCCCGAUGAGCUCAUCUGGCGCAGUACCGACUCCGGUGUGACCUGGUCUCCAAUCUGGGCAUGGAACGGAUAUCCUAACGCCAACUAUUACUAUGACUAUAGCAUCACUAACGCGCCAUGGCUCCACGACAAUACCUCGACUGCCGAGUUCCCGGUACGGGUAGGAUGGAUGGUGGAAGCUUUGUCAAUCGAUCCAUUUGACUCCAACCACUGGCUAUACGGCACUGGCGCAACAAUUUAUGGUGGCCAUGAUCUGAAGAAGUGGGAUUCUGCACACAAUGUCACGCUUGAAUCACUUGCAUACGGAAUUGAAGAGAUGGCUGUUCUUGGUCUCAUUGCUCCUCCCGGAGGCCCAGAGCUCUUGUCUGUAGUCGGUGACGUUGGAGGGUUUUAUCAUUCCGACCUUGACACGCCGCCCUCACAGUCGUUCCACACUCCCACUUACGGAAGUACAAACGGAAUUGACUAUGCAGGAAACAAGCCCUCGAAUAUUGUCCGAUCAGGGUCAAGUGAUAGCGAUCCUACCGUAGCUUUGUCGACUGAUUUUGGGAAAACCUGGUCCGCCGACUACGCAGCGACUUCCAGGACAGCAACCGGACAUGUUGCCCUGUCUGCCGACGGAGAUACGGUGCUUCUCAUGUCAAGCGCAGGGGCUAUGAUAUCGAAGUACAGCAGCACGUUCAGCACUGUAUCAACUCUUCCAUCCGGGGCGGCGAUCGCUUCUGACAAGUCUAAUAGCACUGUCUUCUACGGAGGAUCCGCAGGCAGUUUCUAUGUCUCGACCAACGGUGGCACCUCAUUUAGCAAAACAGUCAGUCUUGGCUCCAGUACGGCCGUCAAUGCCAUUCGUGCGCACCCCUCUAUUGCAGGUGAUGUCUGGGCCUCGACUGACACCGGUCUCUUCCACUCCACCGAUUAUGGUAGCACCUUUACCAAGAUCGGGAGCACUUGUACAGCGGGCUGGAGUUUUGGUCUUGGAAAGGCGUCUUCAACGGGCUCCUAUGCUGUGAUCUUUGGUUUCUUUACUGUUGAUGGAGUGACUGCCCUUUAUAAGACCGAAGAUCAAGGCACUAACUGGCAGAAAAUCUCCGACUCCUUAUAUGGAUUCGGCGCUGUUUCUUCCAAUGUUGUUAACGGAGAUAUGUCAAAUUACGGGCGUGUCUUUGUGGGAACUAAUGGAAGGGGAAUCUUCUAUGGUGAACCAAGUGGAAGCCUACCCUCUUCUAGUACACCCUCUACCGCUACGCCGACUACCAAUAAAGUGUCUACAACCUCUACAACAACAACGAUACCAGGAACUACGACCACAAGCCGUACUACAACCACCACUAUUUCAACAUCUACUGCGUCAACUACAAUCACGCAAACAUCUACUACCAUCAGCUCAUCGGCAACUUCCACUGCCACAGCGUCUCCAUACGCGCAAUGUGGUGGAAACGGAUAUACUGGUGCCACAACGUGCCCAAGUGGAUGGACCUGCACCCAUUAUAACGACUAUUACUCCCAAUGUAAGUGA